Papilio xuthus (Asian swallowtail) is the source of this 1979-nucleotide messenger RNA. It is a transcript of the gene sim, whose product is annotated as bHLH transcription factor single-minded. The transcript is spliced from 8 exons. Lineage: Eukaryota; Metazoa; Arthropoda; Insecta; Lepidoptera; Papilionidae. Gene Ontology annotation, biological process: regulation of transcription by RNA polymerase II. Gene Ontology annotation, molecular function: protein dimerization activity; RNA polymerase II transcription regulatory region sequence-specific DNA binding; DNA-binding transcription factor activity, RNA polymerase II-specific. The record is from RefSeq and is a predicted model, not a curated record. Gene Ontology annotation, cellular component: nucleus; transcription regulator complex; cytoplasm.
AUUAAAAUUAAUAAUUAAUUAAUUUUAAUUUAAAAUGAAAUAUCCGAGUAAGAGAAGAUUCAAUGAAUAUAAACAUUUUGAAAUGGAUUUCCCCUGCCGCAGGGAGCAGCGGCCAUUGUCAAUAGACGCGACUGCCAUCAUGAAGGAGAAGAGUAAGAACGCGGCUCGCUCCCGUCGGGAGAAAGAGAACUCUGAGUUCUUAGAACUUGCGAAACUCCUGCCGUUACCUUCAGCUAUCACCUCGCAGCUCGACAAGGCGUCAGUGAUCAGAUUGACGACGAGUUAUUUGAAGAUGAGGCAGGUCUUUCCUGACGGUCUCGGUGACGCGUGGGGCGCAGCACCGCCGCCAUUACAGCCGCGUGAACUCUCCAUACGAGAACUGGGUUCACAUUUACUGCAGACAUUGGACGGCUUCAUCUUCGUGGUGGCUCCUGACGGCAAGAUUAUGUAUAUCAGUGAGACAGCAUCUGUACAUCUUGGAUUAAGUCAGGUACCGUCACCAACAAAUUUUAUAAAAAAAAAAAAACAUCCAUCUAAACAUUCGCAUUUAUAAUAUUAAUAAGAUUUUUUUCCUUACAGUUACCCAGUGGGUGGAACAUGGGGUCCAACUGUGGACGUGGAAUGCGAGCGUGCGUUCUUCAUACGGAUGAAAUGUGUACUAGCAAAGAGAAACGCAGGACUCACUACAUCUGGUUAUAAGGUGAUCCACUGCUCUGGAUACUUGCGCGCGAGGAGAUUCGGUGAAGCGACAGCUCCACUUGGGCUGGUGGCUGUGGGCCACUCUCUACCACCUUCCGCCGUCACAGAACUGAAGCUGCACUCCAAUAUGUUCAUGUUCCGUGCCUCACUCGACAUGAGACUCAUAUUCCUUGACGCCAGAGUGGCAACACUGACAGGCUACGAGCCUCAGGAUUUGAUAGAGAAGACGCUCUACAACUUCAUACACGGCACAGACGUUCUGCACAUGAGAUAUUCGCACUGCACAUUGUUGGCAAAGGGUCAAGUGACGUCACGCUACUAUCGCUUCCUCACCAAGUCUGGAGGCUGGGUUUGGAUGCAGAGUUAUGCCACCAUUGUACAUAACUCCCGCUCUUCAAGACCUCAUUGCAUCGUCUCCGUUAACUACGUACUAAGUGAUAUUGAAGAAAAACAUUUGAUACUAAAUAUAGAUCAAGGUCCGCCAAAACUCAACACAGAUGUACAAACACCGACACACAUACCGACAAGCACGUCACCACACGUACACGCGAGAACCGACAAGGUCAACCAUUUACUUAACGAAAGCGACUUCAGUACAGAUUCAAGUGGCGGUUACAAUUACCCUGAAUAUACACUUCCAGUGCCAUACGAAUCGCACGAUGAAUAUCAAACACAGAACGGUCCUUAUGAAUUAUUUUACAAUGAAAAUUAUACGGAACCAGAAAUAUUACAAAACAAUUAUAUAUAUCCCCAAAAUCAACGACCAUUUUCAGCAAGUUCAUCAAGUUGCAGCUCAAUUGAAAGUUCCGAAGUUACACAACAAUAUAAUUAUACGAAUUUAAUAUCAUUUUACGGUCAUAAUAGUCAAAAUCAAAAUGGCCGACCGAUACAGAGUAAUUUUGGUGGGAAUUUCACUAAAAUGACGCCCAGCCCUACAGUACAAGAUGGCGGAUAUACGAGCGUGAUUGUCGAUAAUACACAACAGUUUCAUCAUCAUGGCAGUUCUGUUAAUGAAUUUGUACAUUAAAUUAUUCAUAUUUAGUGUAAAUUCAAUUUAAAUCGAAGUUCGAGUGAUAUUUUCUCACUUAUAGAGAUUUCUCUCUAACCUGAGUUUCUCGAUUAUUCGAUUAUGUUAAAUUUUGUAUACGGUAUUUGAGUUGGCACGUGGAUAACAAAGGAACUCUAUUGCAAGACGUGCCAACUUAAGUGCCGAUGUUUAAUCGGCUUGUGGUUAUACCAAAUUAUUAUUGCAUUUCUUGCCAAUAGAAUUUAAAAUGUAA